Lotus japonicus is the source of this 1363-nucleotide messenger RNA. Its product is annotated as bifunctional nitrilase/nitrile hydratase NIT4A. Bases 85 to 1125 code for a protein of 346 amino acids. Lineage: Eukaryota; Viridiplantae; Streptophyta; Magnoliopsida; Fabales; Fabaceae. The transcript is spliced from 5 exons. Gene Ontology annotation, molecular function: nitrilase activity; nitrile hydratase activity. The record is from RefSeq and is a predicted model, not a curated record. Gene Ontology annotation, biological process: detoxification of nitrogen compound.
GAAAUUAAAAGUGACAUUAGUGUAUAAGAUUGGACCCAAAGGAUCAUUCUGAAAGUUGAGACAUCAAAAGAGACGAAUUCCAUCAUGGCACUUGUACCAACAACAACACCAACCAUCAACAAUGGUCCACUGAUCGCCGAGGUGGACAUGGGUUCCGAUUCCAACGCCCCCACCGUCCGAGCCACGGUUGUUCAAGCCUCCACCAUCUUCUACGACACUCCCGCUACUCUCGAUAAGGCUGAGAGAUUGCUGGCUGAAGCUGCUGGGUAUGGGUCACAGCUUGUUGUGUUUCCAGAAGCGUUUAUUGGCGGCUACCCGCGUGGUUCCAAUUUUGGUAUUAUUAUUGGAAUCCGCACAGCCAAAGGUAGAGAGGAUUUUCGCAAGUAUCAUUCUUCAGCCAUAGAUGUUCCUGGUCCUGAAGUGGAUAGAUUGGCUGCAAUGGCAGGGAAGUAUAAAGUACAUUUAGUGAUGGGUGUGAUAGAGAGGGAUGGCUACACACUUUACUGCACAGUUCUCUUCUUUGAUUCUCAGGGUCAUUAUCUAGGAAAGCACAGGAAAUUGAUGCCAACAGGAAUGGAAAGGGUUAUGUGGGGAUUUGGUGAUGGAUCAACCAUUCCAGUGUUUGAAACUCCCCUUGGAAAAAUAGGUGCUGUCAUAUGCUGGGAGAACAGGAUGCCGCUUUUAAGAACAGCAAUGUAUGCUAAAGGUGUGGAGAUAUAUUGUGCACCAACAGCUGAUGCCAGAGAAGUGUGGCAAGCAUCAAUGACCCAUAUUGCUCUUGAAGGUGGAUGUUUUGUUUUGUCAGCGAACCAGUUCUGCAGGAGGAAGGAUUAUCCACCCCCUCCAGAGUAUGUUUUCGCAGGCACGGAAGAGGACCUAACACCAGAUUCUGUUGUGUGUGCUGGUGGUAGUGUCAUUAUAUCACCAUUGGGUAAUGUUCUGGCUGGACCGAAUUAUGAGGGGGAGGCACUCAUUUCAGCAGACCUAGAUCUUGGAGAAAUAGCAAGAGCUAAGUUCGAUUUUGAUGUGGUUGGUCACUAUUCAAGGCCUGAAGUGCUUAGCUUGAGUGUCAAGGACCAUCCAACAAACCCAGUUACUUUUGCAUCAACUUCAACAAAAAGUUGAAGACAAAACCAAGUAGCUUUUCCCUUCAUCAUCCCUCCAGAACCACUAGUUCCGGACUGGUCCCCAGUUCUAGCCUAAUGUGUCAUCUUGCGCGUUAAUAAUUAUGCUUGUGAAGUAAGCGGAACUCUUCUUAUAAUUUGGGUUAGAAACCCGUAUUUAUUAUAUCUUGGAUGGACGUAUGUCCAAGUUGAUUUGAACUUGUACAAAGAAAUUAAGAAAAUAUUGGUUUGGUGGUUUA